Penicillium digitatum Pd1 is the source of this 726-nucleotide messenger RNA. RefSeq lists its product as uncharacterized. The record is from RefSeq and is a predicted model, not a curated record. NCBI's taxonomy places the organism in Eukaryota, Fungi, Ascomycota, Eurotiomycetes, Eurotiales, Aspergillaceae.
AUGGCGGAACGAAACCCUAGCACUCGAGCCACCGUGGAUCUGCUGAUCCUUGACUACAUGGUCUGCAUGUGUACCAGUGGCAUACUAGAAGCAAUUUGCCAAGCAAGACCAACCGAGGACAUUGAAAGGCUUGCGCUUUUGGUGGAACAAUUCCACCAGCGGCUUCUGGGUCAUUGUCUCGACGGCCCCUUGCCCUGGGACCUGGACUUCAAAUUACGCAUUUUCUACCUGUCCAAUCUGUUUCUCCACUGGCACCCCCCCAAAGAUCGUGACCUCGGUCACUUUGUGCCUCUGUCUGAUAUCGCAGUUCAGUUCAUGGACUUCUGUCAAUCGGCAGUCGCCCACGUAUCCCGAAGACGCUGGUUCGACCUUGGUGCCCACUUCAUGGUUCAUGCAAUGCUGGAAGAACAUGUGCGCUUCCCAGAACAGCUCCACAGACUCUGCAACUGGAGAACUAAUGACAGUGAUCUCGACAUAUGGUGGGAGGUCAGCCGUACUAUGUUCCUGGAGUACAUGCCACCCCCAUUUGGUACUGCGGAUCUAAAAAGCCGAGAGGAGCUCGAUGAGGUGUGGCCUCUCCAAUGGUUACAGCAUCGAUAUGUCGAUUUCUGCGAGGAUCUCAUGGAGGUCCUGGAUGCACCUCUUCUUCUUCAGCUGGAGCAUGGUCAACUGGAAGGGUUGACCCGGGAGGAGACACAGCGGGUUCGAGAAUACUGUGGGGUUUAA